AUGGUAAAAGACCGAAAAGGACGAAAAUCGACGGUAGUUGCCGAGGACGCAGAAAUGCCGAUGGUAAAUGGCAAUGAAAAACUGCAGAAUGGAAAAACGCUGGUUAAUGGACAAGGGAAGAAUGUUGAGAAAAACUUGCCACUUGGAGUUCGGGUUCAAAAAAAUUCAAAAAAAGGAAGCCAACCGGCGAAACCGAGUCAGCCGACGCCUGGCGGCUCUCAAUGCGUUCUUCUCACUCAGGGAAUUAUGGCAAACGAUAGCGAAAAAGUCGAUGCGGUGCUUCGAACCGUCCAAAACGAUAUUAUCCAUUCCACUCUUCGUGAGUUGCAACCAAUGCACGUUUUACCUUUGCUCAAAGAGAUCGAAAAUCGUCUCAGGACCCGGAAAGCCGCCGACAUUCGACCGACAAUUCGCUGGGCUCAGUGCGUUUUCUCGGUGCACAUGGCUUAUCUCUGCUCGCUUCCAAACUUGGAUAAAGAAAUCGGCGGUCUGCUGAGUUGGCUGCGCGCGCGCGUCGAUCAUCAGAAGGAGUUGCUCGCGUUGCACGGCAAAAUCUCGCUGAUCGCCGACCAAAUCAAAAAGCGCACGAAUACGGUCGUCAUUGCCCCACAGCCAUUGGUUGUAUUCAACAACGACUUGGAUUCGGAUUCGGAGGAGUUCGAAACGAUUGGGUCCGAUGAGGACGCGGAAGGAAGUGAGGAUGAUUGGUGGGAAGACAAUGAGCUGAAGGAAGGCGAUGAGGAUGAGAAUGACAGCGAUCAGGAAUCGGAUGACAGUGAUAAUGAGGAAAUGAUGAAUAGUGGAAACGAAUCGAACUCAAGUUCGGAUCAUGAUGACGAGGAAGAAGAGGAUGAAGACAUGGAAGUUGGAUAA
Molecule: messenger RNA, 873 nt
Organism: Caenorhabditis bovis
Lineage: Eukaryota; Metazoa; Nematoda; Chromadorea; Rhabditida; Rhabditidae
Source: the annotation of a GenBank genome assembly